Molecule: messenger RNA, 1236 nt
Organism: Leptosia nina
Lineage: Eukaryota; Metazoa; Arthropoda; Insecta; Lepidoptera; Pieridae
Source: the annotation of a GenBank genome assembly
AUGUGUUGUAGAGGCGUUACUGGUAUACUACGAGCCAAGUUCACAGCGUUCUGUAAGCAAUGCACGCUGCACGGCUUCUGCUAUCUGUCGGUGGGGGUUCAUCGCACGGUUUGGGGCUUUGUCAUCGUCGCCAGCCUGUGUCUGUGCGCCACCCUCGGCGCCAUGAUUUGGAACAAAUUUGUCGAAGAUCCCACCUUCACUGUGGUGGAGUCGGCGCACUACCCGACAGAAAACAUCCCCUUCGCUGCUGUGGCGGUCUGCGACGCUCAUAUUUACGGCCCUGCUACUUCCAACGUCUCAAACAUAUUAACACUGCGCGGAUUCAACACUACUCAAAUACAAAAUUUCUACUCGAGUUUCACUAGAAUCAAGAGCAAGAAGUACUCACCUGAAGCUCAUGUACUGCAGAUUCACAGCGUCCUGGAAGAUUUGGGAUUUACAUACUACGAUUUAACACAUCAGUUCCGAAAGCCUUGCGAGGAGCUGAUAAAAGAGUGUUCUUGGAGGGAGAUGCCUCUCAACUGCACAAUGAUGUUUAGAGAGGUUUUCACUUAUUAUGGACAUUGUUGUCAGUUUGACAUGGAAUAUUUUAAGAAAUUCGCCGAAAACGAGACCAAUCUCACGGCUGGAGUAGACAAGUCCGAAGCUCUGGACAUAAUUGUGGACAGCAAGCGAGUUCUUCCUAACGGAGCUGUCCAAAACGGAUACGUUGAGCUAUUCGUCUUCGACCAGAACCACAGGCUGACCUUUCUUGACGGCCCUAUAAAUCUGACACCGGCGACGUACUUCGACGUCACAGUGGAGUUGUGGGUCAUCGAGGCCUCUUCGGACGUGAGACGUCUCAGUCUUCGCAGCAGAAAGUGUUUUCUUGACUCGGAUGAAGUAAAUAUAGACUCUUAUCAAAGUUGCAUAAGUCGUUGGGUGAUGAAGGAAAUCGUCGCUAAAUGCCGUUGUCUGCCCUUCGACUAUGGGGAUAAAGUGCAAGGCGCUAUCCGGAGCAUUUUGACGGAGCGUGAAUGUUACCAGAAAUGCGAUUAUGUGCAAUACGAGACGGAAGUUGAGUACACGAGACCACAAAGGCGACGCGGAGUGGAGUCUCGCAACACAGAGAAUAGAGGCCUGAGCCGCGUCGCCGUGCAUUACGCCAACAACAUAUGCAUUAAAUAUAGACGAGAGGUGCUCUACACCUGGGAUCAAAUGCUGGGUCAGUGCCGACCGCUUAAAUCAUCCCGCUGA